UUCAGUGUUGAGCCUCGCGCCUCCUCUCUCUCUCUCUUCUUCUACUCUCCAAUAGCAUCCAUUUUCUCACCACAAACUCUCCAUCUGCUCCCAAAUCACACCUCUUAUGUCAAAAAACCAAGCACCUCUUCUCCAAUCCUCGCUCCUCCACCACUUGUUUUGAGCAGCUAUUCCGAUGAAGCGGGAGCAUACCAAUCACUCCAGCAGCGGCAGCUGCAGCUCCUCCUCCAUGCCCCCGAUGUGGCCCUGCGACGCCGACGACGAGCUCUUCGCCGUCCUCGGCUACAGCGUCAAGCCCUCCGACAUGGCCGACGUCGCGCAGAAGAUCGAACACCUGGAGCAGGUCAUGUGCAGCGUUGAAAACGACGGCCUCUCUCAGCUUGCCUCCGACACCACUCACUACAACCCCUCCGAUCUCUCCUCCUGGCUCGAAUCCAUGAUUUCCGGCCUCAAUCCUGCUCCGGAAUUCGAUUCCGGCGUCAAUAGGAUGGUUGUGGACUCGGAUCUCACUGCCAUACCGGGGAAAGCGGUCUACCCUAACCCUAGGGCGAAACCCCCAUCUCCGGCGAAGAAAUUGAAACUUUCGCCGCAGGAGACUGAGUCGAGCGAGUCGAUUGUGAUGGUUGACUCGCAGGAGAACGGAAUCAGGCUCGUUCAUUCACUGAUGGCGUGCGCGGAGGCUGUGCAGAAGGAGAAUUUCAAAUUGGCGGAAGCGCUGGUGAAGAACAUCGGUUUUCUAGCGGUGUCGCAGGCCGGAGCGAUGCGGAAGGUCGCGACCUACUUCGCUGAAGCCCUGGCGAGGCGGAUUUACGGAUUGUUUCCGGCGAAUCAGGACUCCGCCUUCACCGAUCUGCUCCAGAUGCAUUUCUACGAGACGUGCCCCUAUCUGAAAUUCGCGCAUUUCACUGCGAAUCAAGCGAUUUUGGAAUCCUUCGCCGGUAGAGAUUUAGUCCACGUUGUUGAUUUCAGUAUGAAGCAGGGGAUGCAGUGGCCGCCGCUGCUCCAGGCGCUGGCGCUGAGGCCGGGUGGACCUCCGAGAUUCCGGUUGACGGCGGUGGGGCCGCCGUCGACCGAUAACACCGAUCAAUUGAAGGAAAUCGGACGGAAAUUAGGUCAAUUAGCUAAUUCAAUCAACGUGGAUUUUGAAUACAGAGGACUGGUAACGAAUUCGCUAGCGGAUCUGACCGCGGCGCUGCUGGAGAGACGAGCAGGCGAAACGGUCGCCGUGAACUCGAUCUUCGACCUCCACCCGCUGCUAGCUCGGCCGGGGGCGAUCGAAACAGUUUUGCGAGUCGUCACAGAGGUGAAGCCAGAGAUCUUCACGGUGGUGGAGCAGGAGGCGAAUCACAACGGGAGCGUGUUCUCGGAUCGGUUCACGGAGGCGCUGCAUUACUACUCCACGCUGUUCGAUUCGCUGGAGAGCUGCGGGGGCGGGAGUGACGAGGAUAGGGUGAUGAGCGAGAUCUACCUCGGGAGGCAGAUAUGCAAUGUGGUGGCGUGCGAGGGCGCGGAUCGGGUGGAGAGGCACGAGACGCUGGGGCAGUGGCGGAGGAGGCUGGGGGCGGCCGGGUUUGAGGCGGUGCACAUUGGGUCCGACGCGCACAAGCAGGCGAGUGUGCUGCUCGAGCUUUUCGGGGGCGGGGACGGGUAUAGGGUGGAGGAGAAGCAUGGUUGUUUGAUGCUUGGAUGGCAUACGAGGCCACUCUUUGCUACCUCUGCUUGGAGGCUUGCUUCUUAGUUGUUAGUUCUUAGUUUUCAUUUCCAUGGCUUCUUCAUAAAUACCAUCAUUCUUCUUUCUUUUGCUUGCUAGUGCUCCUCUUCAAUGGUUGACGAGAUGAUGCUUUCAUAAUAAUGCUUUGGAUGUGUUUUUGUUC
This is a messenger RNA of Salvia hispanica, 1874 nucleotides long. RefSeq names its product DELLA protein GAI1-like. Lineage: Eukaryota; Viridiplantae; Streptophyta; Magnoliopsida; Lamiales; Lamiaceae. The record is from RefSeq and is a predicted model, not a curated record.